AUGCUCAAGACGUAUGCCAACUUUCCAGAAGCACCUCAGGAGGAGGCUUCUCUCAGCAAUAGGCUCAAGACGUAUGCCAACUUUCCAGAAGCACCUCAGGAGGAGGCUUCUCUCAGCAAUAGGCUCAAGACGUAUGCCAAAUUUCCAGAAGCACCACAGGAGGAGGCUUCUCUCAGCAAUAGGCUCAAGACGUAUGCCAACUUUCCAGAAGCACCUCAGGAGGAGGCUUCUCUCAGCAAUAGGCUCAAGACGUAUGCCAACUUUCCAGAAGCACCUCAGGAGGAGGCUUCUCUCAGCAAUAGGCUCAAGACGUAUGCCAACUUUCCAGAAGCACCUCAGGAGGAGGCUUCUCUCAGCAAUAGGCUCAAGACGUAUGCCAACUUUCCAGAAGCACCUCAGGAGGAGGCUUCUCUCAGCAAUAGGCUCAAGACGUAUGCCAACUUUCCAGAAGCACCUCAGGAGGAGGCUUCUCUCAGCAAUAGGCUCAAGACGUAUGCCAACUUUCCAGAAGCACCUCAGGAGGAGGCUUCUCUCAGCAAUAGGCUCAAGACGUAUGCCAACUUUCCAGAAGCACCUCAGGAGGAGGCUUCUCUCAGCAAUAGGCUCAAGACGUAUGCCAAAUUUCCAGAAGCACCACAGGAGGAGGCUUCUCUCAGCAAUAGGCUUAAGACGUAUGCCAACUUUCCAGAAGCACCUCAGGAGGAGGCUUCUCUCAGCAAUAGGCUCGAGACGUAUGCCAAAUUUCCAGAAGCACCACAGGAGGAUGCUUCUCUCAGCAAUAGGCUCGAGACGUAUGCCAAAUUUCCAGAAGCACCACAGGAGGAGGCUUCUCUCAGCAAUAGGCUCAAGACGUAUGCCAACUUUCCAGAAGCACCUCAGGAGGAGGCUUCUCUCAGCAAUAGGCUCAAGACGUAUGCCAACUUUCCAGAAGCACCUCAGGAUGAGGCUUCUCUCAGCAAAAGGCUCAAGACGUAUGCCAACUUUCCAGGAGCACCACAGGAGGAGGCUUCUCUCAGCAAUAGGCUCAAGACGUAUGCCAACUUUCCAGGAGCACCACAGGAGGAGGCUUCUCUCAGCAAUAGGCUCAAGACGUAUGCCAACUUUCCAGAAGCACCUCAGGAGGAGGCUUCUCUCAGCAAUAGGCUCAAGACGUAUGCCAACUUUCCAGAAGCACCUCAGGAGGAGGCUUCUCUCAGCAAUAGGCUCAAGACGUAUGCCAACUUUCCAGAAGCACCUCAGGAGGAGGCUUCUCUCAGCAAUAGGCUCAAGACGUAUGCCAACUUUCCAAAAGCACCACAGGAGGAGGCUUCUCUCAGCAAUAGGCUCAAGACGUAUGCCAACGUUCCAGAAGCACCUCAGGAGGAGGCUUCUCUCAGCAAUAGGCUCAAGAUGUAUGCCAACUUUCCAGAAGCACCUCAGGAGGAGGCUUCUCUCAGCAAUAGGCUCAAGACGUAUGCCAAAUUUCCAGAAGCACCACAGGAGGAGGCUUCUCUCAGCAAUAGGCUCAAGACGUAUGCCAACUUUCCAGAAGCACCUCAGGAGGAGGCUUCUCUCAGCAAUAGGCUCAAGACGUAUGCCAACGUUCCAGAAGCACCUCAGGAGGAGGCUUCUCUCAGCAAUAGGCUCAAGACGUAUGCCAACUUUCCAGAAGCACCUCAGGAGGAGGCUUCUCUCAGCAAUAGGCUCAAGACGUAUGCCAACUUUCCAGAAGCACCUCAGGAGGAGGCUUCUCUCAGCAAUAGGCUCAAGACGUAUGCCAACUUUCCAGAAGCACCUCAGGAGGAGGCUUCUCUCAGCAAUAGGCUCAAGACGUAUGCCAACUUUCCAGAAGCACCUCAGGAGGAGGCUUCUCUCAGCAAUAGGCUCAAGACGUAUGCCAACUUUCCAGAAGCACCUCAGGAGGAGGCUUCUCUCAGCAAUAGGCUCAAGACGUAUGCCAACUUUCCAGAAGCACCUCAGGAGGAGGCUUCUCUCAGCAAUAGGCUCAAGACGUAUGCCAACUUUCCAAAAGCACCACAGGAGGAGGCUUCUCUCAGCAAUAGGCUCAAGACGUAUGCCAACUUUCCAGAAGCACCACAGGAGGAGGCUUCUCUCAGCAAUAGGCUCAAGACGUAUGCCAACGUUCCAGAAGCACCUCAGGAGGAGGCUUCUCUCAGCAAUAGGCUCAAGACGUAUGCCAACUUUCCAGAAGCACCUCAGGAGGAGGCUUCUCUCAGCAAUAGGCUCAAGACGUAUGCCAACUUUCCAGAAGCACCUCAGGAGGAGGCUUCUCUCAGCAAUAGGCUCAAGACGUAUGCCAACUUCCCAGAAGCACCUCAGGAGGAGGCUUCUCUCAGCAAUAGGCUCAAGACGUAUGCCAACUUUCCAGAAGCACCUCAGGAGGAGGCUUCUCUCAGCAAUAGGCUCAAGACGUAUGCCAACUUUCCAGAAGCACCUCAGGAGGAGGCUUCUCUCAGCAAUAGGCUCAAGACGUAUGCCAACUUCCCAGAAGCACCUCAGGAGGAGGCUUCUCUCAGCAAUAGGCUCAAGACGUAUGCCAACUUUCCAGAAGCACCUCAGGAGGAGGCUUCUCUCAGCAAUAGGCUCAAGACGUAUGCCAACUUUCCAGAAGCACCUCAGGAGGAGGCUUCUCUCAGCAAUAGGCUCAAGACGUAUGCCAACGUUCCAGAAGCACCUCAGGAGGAGGUUUCUCUCAGCAAUAGGCUCAAGACGUAUGCCAACUUUCCAGGAGCAUCACAGGAGGAGGCUUCUCUCAGCAAUAGGCUCAAGACGUAUGCCAACUUUCCAGAAGCACCUCAGGAGGAGGCUUCUCUCAGCAAUAGGCUCAACACGUAUGCCAACUUUCCAGAAGCACCUCAGGAGGAGGCUUCUCUCAGCAAUAGGCUCAAGACGUAUGCCAACUUCCCAGAAUUACCUCAGGAGGAGGCUUCUCUCAGCAAUAGCGUCAAGACGUAUGCCAACUUCCCAGAAUUACCUCAGGAGGAGGAUUCUCUCAGCAAUAGGCUCAAGACGUAUGCCAACUUUCCAGAAGCACCUCAGGAGGAGGCUUCUCUCAGCAAUAGGCUCAAGACGUAUGCCAACUUUCCAGAAGCACCUCAGGAGGAGGCUUCUCUCAGCAAUAGGGUCAAGAUGUAUGCCAACUUCCCAGAAUUACCUCAGGAGGAGGAUUCUCUCAGCAAUAGCGUCAAGACGUAUGCCAACUUCCCAGAAUUACCUCAGGAGGAGGAUUCUCUCAGCAAUAGGCUCAAGACGUAUGCCAACUUUCCAGAAGCACCUCAGGAGGAGGCUUCUCUCAGCAAUAGGCUCAAGACGUAUGCCAACUUUCCAGAAGCACCUCAGGAGGAGGCUUCUCUCAGCAAUAGGGUCAAGACGUAUGCCAACUUCCCAGAAUUACCUCAGGAGGAGGAUUCUCUCAGCAAUAGGCUCAAGACGUAUGCCAACUUCCCAGAAGCCCCUCAGGAGGAGGCUUCUCUCAGCAAUAGGCUCAAGACGUAUGCCACCUUUCCAGAAGCACCUCAGGAGGAGGCUUCUCUCAGCAAUAGGGUCAAGACGUAUGCCAACUUCCCAGAAUUACCUCAGGAGGAGGAUUCUCUCAGCAAUAGGGUCAAGACGUAUGCCAACUUCCCAGAAUUACCUCAGGAGGAGGAUUCUCUCAGCAAUAGGCUCAAGACGUAUGCCACCUUUCCAGAAGCACCUCAGGAGGAGUCUUCUCUCAGCAAUAGGGUCAAGACGUAUGCCAACUUCCCACAAUUAACUCAGGAGGAGGAUUCUCUCAGCAAUAGGCUCAAGACGUAUGCCAACUUCCCAGAAGCACCUCAGGAGGAGGCUUCUCUCAGCAAUAGGCUCAAGACGUAUGCCAACUUCCCAGAAGCACCUCAGGAGGAGGCUUCUCUCAGCAAUAGGGUCAAGACGUAUGCCAACUUCCCAGAAUUACCUCAGGAGGAGGCUUCUCUCAGCAAUAGGCUCAAGACGUAUGCCAACUUCCCAGAAGCACCUCAGGAGGAGGCUUCUCUCAGCAAUAGGGUCAAGACGUAUGCCAACUUCCCAGAAUUACCUCAGGAGGAGGCUUCUCUCAGCAAUAGGCUCAAGACGUAUGCCAACUUCCCAGAAGCACCUCAGGAGGAGGCUUCUCUCAGCAAUAGGCUCAAGACGUAUGCCACCUUUCCAGAAGCACCGCAGGAGGAGGCUUCUCUCAGCAAUAGGCUCAAGACGUAUGCCACCUUUCCAGAAGCACCUCAGGAGGAGGCUUCUCUCAGCAAUAGGCUCAAGACGUAUGCCACCUUUCCAGAAGCACCUCAGGAGGAGGCUUCUCUCAGCAAUAGGCUCAAGACGUAUGCCACCUUUCCAGAAGCACCUCAGGAGGAGGCUUCUCUCAGCAAUAGGCUCAAGACGUAUGCCACCUUUCCAGAAGCACCUCAGGAGGAGGCUUCUCUCAGCAAUAGGCUCAAGACGUAUGCCACCUUUCCAGAAGCACCUCAGGAGGAGGCUUCUCUCAGCAAUAGGCUCAAGACGUAUGCCACCUUUCCAGAAGCACCUCAGGAGGAGGCUUCUCUCAGCAAUAGGCUCAAGACGUAUGCCACCUUUCCAGAAGCACCUCAGGAGGAGGCUUCUCUCAGCAAUAGGCUCAAGACGUAUGCCACCUUUCCAGAAGCACCUCAGGAGGAGGCUUCUCUCAGCAAUAGGCUCAAGACGUAUGCCACCUUUCAAGAAGCACCUCAGGAGGAGGCUUCUCUCAGCAAUAGGCUCAAGACGUAUGCCACCUUUCCAGAAGCACCUCAGGAGGAGGCUUCUCUCAGCAAUAGGCUCAAGACGUAUGCCACCUUUCCAGAAGCACCUCAGGAGGAGGCUUCUCUCAGCAAUAGGCUCAAGACGUAUGCCACCUUUCCAGAAGCACCUCAGGAGGAGGCUUCUCUCAGCAAUAGGCUCAAGACGUAUGCCACCUUUCCAGAAGCACCUCAGGAGGAGGCUUCUCUCAGCAAUAGGCUCAAGACGUAUGCCACCUUUCCAGAAGCACCUCAGGAGGAGGCUUCUCUCAGCAAUAGGCUCAAGACGUAUGCCACCUUUCCAGAAGCACCUCAGGAGGAGGCUUCUCUCAGCAAUAGGCUCAAGACGUAUGCCACCUUUCCAGAAGCACCUCAGGAGGAGGCUUCUCUCAGCAAUAGGCUCAAGACGUAUGCCACCUUUCCAGAAGCACCUCAGGAGGAGGCUUCUCUCAGCAAUAGGCUCAAGACGUAUGCCACCUUUCCAGAAGCACCUCAGGAGGAGGCUUCUCUCAGCAAUAGGCUCAAGACGUAUGCCACCUUUCCAGAAGCACCUCAGGAGGAGGCUUCUCUCAGCAAUAGGCUCAAGACGUAUGCCACCUUUCAAGAAGCACCUCAGGAGGAGGCUUCUCUCAGCAAUAGGCUCAAGACGUAUGCCACCUUUCCAGAAGCACCUCAGGAGGAGGCUUCUCUCAGCAAUAGGCUCAAGACGUAUGCCACCUUUCCAGAAGCACCUCAGGAGGAGGCUUCUCUCAGCAAUAGGGUCAAGACGUAUGCCAACUUCCCAGAAUUACCUCAGGAGGAGGCUUCUCUCAGCAAUAGGGUCAAGACGUAUGCCAACUUCCCAGAAUUACCUCAGGAGGAGGCUUCUCUCAGCAAUAGGGUCAAGACGUAUGCCAACUUCCCAGAAUUACCUCAGGAGGAGGCUUCUCUCAGCAAUAGGCUCAAGACGUAUGCCAACUUCCCAGAAGCACCUCAGGAGGAGGCUUCUCUCAGCAAUAGGCUCAAGACGUAUGCCAACUUCCCAGAAGCACCUCAGGAGGAGGCUUCUCUCAGCAAUAGGCUCAAGACGUAUGCCACCUUUCCAGAAGCACCUCAGGAGGAGGCUUCUCUCAGCAAUAGGCUCAAGACGUAUGCCACCUUUCCAGAAGCACCGCAGGAGGAGGCUUCUCUCAGCAAUAGGCUCAAGACGUAUGCCACCUUUCCAGAAGCACCUCAGGAGGAGGCUUCUCUCAGCAAUAGGCUCAAGACGUAUGCCACCUUUCCAGAAGCACCUCAGGAGGAGGCUUCUCUCAGCAAUAGGGUCAAGACGUAUGCCAACUUCCCAGAAUUACCUCAGGAGGAGGCUUCUCUCAGCAAUAGGCUCAAGACGUAUGCCACCUUUCCAGAAGCACCUCAGGAGGAGGCUUCUCUCAGCAAUAGGCUCAAGACGUAUGCCACCUUUCCAGAAGCACCUCAGGAGGAGGCUUCUCUCAGCAAUAGGCUCAAGACGUAUGCCACCUUUCCAGAAGCACCUCAGGAGGAGGCUUCUCUCAGCAAUAGGGUCAAGACGUAUGCCAACUUCCCAGAAUUACCUCAGGAGGAGGCUUCUCUCAGCAAAAGGCUCAAGACGUAUGCCACCUUUCCAGAAGCACCGCAGGAGGAGGCUUCUCUCAGCAAUAGGCUCAAGACGUAUGCCACCUUUCCAGAAGCACCUCAGGAGGAGGCUUCUCUCAGCAAUAGGCUCAAGACGUAUGCCACCUUUCCAGAAGCACCUCAGGAGGAGGCUUCUCUCAGCAAUAGGCUCAAGACGUAUGCCACCUUUCCAGAAGCACCUCAGGAGGAGGCUUCUCUCAGCAAUAGGCUCAAGACGUAUGCCACCUUUCCAGAAGCACCUCAGGAGGAGGCUUCUCUCAGCAAUAGGCUCAAGACGUAUGCCACCUUUCCAGAAGCACCUCAGGAGGAGGCUUCUCUCAGCAAUAGGCUCAAGACGUAUGCCACCCUUCCAGAAGCACAUCAGGAGGAGGCUUCUCUCAGCAAUAGGGUCAAGACGUAUGCCAACUUCCCAGAAUUACCUCAGGAGGAGGAUUCUCUCAGCAAUAGGCUCAAGACGUAUGCCAACUUCACAGAAGCACCUCAGGAGGAGGCUUCUCUCAGCAAUAGGCUCAAGACGUAUGCCACCCUUCCAGAAGCACAUCAGGAGGAGGCUUCUCUCAGCAAUAGGGUCAAGACGUAUGCCAACUUCCCAGAAUUACCUCAGGAGGAGGAUUCUCUCAGCAAUAGGCUCAAGACGUAUGCCAACUUCACAGAAGCACCUCAGGAGGAGGCUUCUCUCAGCAAUAGGCUCAAGACGUAUGCCACCUUUCCAGAAGCACCUCAGGAGGAGGCUUCUCUCAGCAAUAGGCUCAAGACGUAUGCCACCUUUCCAGAAGCACAUCAGGAGGAGGCUUCUCUCAGCAAUAGGGUCAAGACGUAUGCCAACUUCCCAGAAUUACCUCAGGAGGAGGAUUCUCUCAGCAAUAGGCUCAAGACGUAUACCAACUUCCCAGAAGCACCUCAGGAGGAGGCUUCUCUCAGCAAUAGGGUCAAGACGUAUGCCAACUUCCCAGAAUUACCUCAGGAGGAGUAUUCUCUCAGCAUUAGGCUCAAGACUUAUGCCACCUUUCCAGAAGCACCGCAGGAGGAGGCUUCUCUCAGCAAUAGGCUCAAGACUUAUGCCACCUUUCCGGAAGCACCGCAGGAGGAGGCUUCUCUCAGCAAUAGGCUCAAGACGUAUGCCACCUUUCCAGAAGCACCUCAGGAGGAGGCUUCUCUCAGCAAUAGGCUCAAGACGUAUGCCACCUUUCCAGAAGCACCGCAGGAGGAGGCUUCUCUCAGCAAUAGGCUCAAGACGUAUGCCACCUUUCCAGAAGCACCGCAGGAGGAGGCUUCUCUCAGCAAUAGGCUCAAGACGUAUGCCACCUUUCCAGAAGCACCUCAGGAGGAGGCUUCUCUCAGCAAUAGGCUCAAGACGUAUGCCAACUUCCCAGAAGCACCUCAGGAGGAGGCUUCUCUCAGCAAUAUGCUCAAGACGUAUGCCACCUUUCCAGAAGCACCUCAGGAGGAGGCUUCUCUCAGCAAUAGGCUCAAGACGUAUGCCACCUUUCCAGAAGCACCUCAGGAGGAGGCUUCUCUCAGCAAUAGGCUCAAGACGUAUGCCACCUUUCCAGAAGCACCUCAGGAGGAGGCUUCUCUCAGCAAUAGGCUCAAGACGUAUGCCACCUUUCCAGAAGCACCUCAGGAGGAGGCUUCUCUCAGCAAUAGGCUCAAGACGUAUGCCACCUUUCCAGAAGCACCUCAGGAGGAGGCUUCUCUCAGCAAUAGGCUCAAGACGUAUGCCAACUUCCCAGAAGCACCUCAGGAGGAGGCUUCUCUCAGCAAUAUGCUCAAGACGUAUGCCACCUUUCCAGAAGCACCUCAGGAGGAGGCUUCUCUCAGCAAUAGGCUCAAGACGUAUGCCACCUUUCCAGAAGCACCUCAGGAGGAGGCUUCUCUCAGCAAUAGGCUCAAGACGUAUGCCACCUUUCCAGAAGCACCUCAGGAGGAGGCUUCUCUCAGCAAUAGGCUCAAGACGUAUGCCACCUUUCCAGAAGCACCUCAGGAGGAGGCUUCUCUCAGCAAUAGGCUCAAGACGUAUGCCACCUUUCCAGAAGCACCUCAGGAGGAGGCUUCUCUCAGCAAUAGGCUCAAGACGUAUGCCACCUUUCCAGAAGCACCUCAGGAGGAGGCUUCUCUCAGCAAUAGGCUCAAGACGUAUGCCACCUUUCCAGAAGCACCUCAGGAGGAGGCUUCUCUCAGCAAUAGGCUCAAGACGUAUGCCACCUUUCCAGAAGCACAUCAGGAGGAGGCUUCUCUCAGCAAUAGGGUCAAGACGUAUGCCAACUUCCCAGAAUUACCUCAGGAGGAGGAUUCUCUCAGCAAUAGGGUCAAGACGUAUGCCAACUUCCCAGAAUUACCUCAGGAGGAGGAUUCUCUCAGCAAUAGGGUCAAGACGUAUGCCAACUUCCCAGAAUUACCUCAGGAGGAGGAUUCUCUCAGCAAUAGGCUCAAGACGUAUACCAACUUCCCAGAAGCACCUCAGGAGGAGGCUUCUCUCAGCAAUAGGGUCAAGACGUAUGCCAACUUCCCAGAAUUACCUCAGGAGGAGUAUUCUCUCAGCAUUAGGCUCAAGACGUAUGCCACCUUUCCAGAAGCACCGCAGGAGGAGGCUUCUCUCAGCAAUAGGCUCAAGACGUAUGCCACCUUUCCAGAAGCACCGCAGGAGGAGGCUUCUCUCAGCAAUAGGCUCAAGACUUAUGCCACCUUUCCAGAAGCACCGCAGGAGGAGGCUUCUCUCAGCAAUAGGCUCAAGACUUAUGCCACCUUUCCAGAAGCACCGCAGGAGGAGGCUUCUCUCAGCAAUAGGCUCAAGACGUAUGCCACCUUUCCAGAAGCACCGCAGGAGGAGGCUUCUCUCAGCAAUAGGCUCAAGACGUAUGCCAACUUCCCAGAAGCACCUCAGGAGGAGGCUUCUCUCAGCAAUAGGGUCAAGACGUAUGCCAACUUCCCAGAAUUACCUCAGGAGGAGGAUUCUCUCAGCAAUAGGCUCAAGACUUAUGCCACCUUUCCAGAAGCACCGCAGGAGGAGGCUUCUCUCAGCAAUAGGCUCAAGACGUAUGCCACCUUUCCAGAAGCACCGCAGGAGGAGGCUUCUCUCAGCAAUAGGCUCAAGACGUAUGCCAACUUCCCAGAAGCACCUCAGGAGGAGGCUUCUCUCAGCAAUAGGGUCAAGACGUAUGCCAACUUCCCAGAAUUACCUCAGGAGGAGGAUUCUCUCAGCAAUAGGGUCAAGACGUAUGCCAACUUCCCAGAAUUACCUCAGGAGCAGGAUUCUCUCAGCAAUAGGGUCAAGACGUAUGCCAACUUCCCAGAAUUACCUCAGGAGGAGGAUUCUCUCAGCAAUAGGCUCAAGACGUAUGCCAACUUCCCAGAAGCACCUCAGGAGGAGGCUUCUCUCAGCAAUAGGGUCAAGACGUAUGCCAACUUCCCAGAAUUACCUCAGGAGGAGGAUUCUCUCAGCAAUAGGGUCAAGACGUAUGCCAACUUCCCAGAAUUACCUCAGGAGCAGGAUUCUCUCAGCAAUAGGGUCAAGACGUAUGCCAACUUCCCAGAAUUACCUCAGGAGGAGGAUUCUCUCAGCAAUAGGCUCAAGACGUAUGCCAACUUCCCAGAAGCACCUCAGGAGGAGGCUUCUCUCAGCAAUAGGGUCAAGACGUAUGCCAACUUCCCAGAAUUACCUCAGGAGGAGGAUUCUCUCAGCAAUAGGGUCAAGACGUAUGCCAACUUCCCAGAAUUACCUCAGGAGCAGGAUUCUCUCAGCAAUAGGGUCAAGACGUAUGCCAACUUCCCAGAAUUACCUCAGGAGGAGGAUUCUCUCAGCAAUAGGCUCAAGACGUAUGCCACCUUUCCAGAAGCACCGCAGGAGGAGGCUUCUCUCAGCAAUAGGCUCAAGACGUAUGCCACCUUUCCAGAAGCACCGCAGGAGGAGGCUUCUCUCAGCAAUAGGCUCAAGACGUAUGCCACCUUUCCAGAAGCACCUCAGGAGGAGGUUUCUCUCAGCAAUAGGAUCAAGACGUAUGCCAACUUCCCAGAAUUACCUCAGGAGGAGGAUUCUCUCAGCAAUAGGGUCAAGACGUAUGCCAACUUCCCAGAAUUAACUCAGGAGGAGGAUUCUCUCAGCAAUAGGGUCAAGACGUAUGCCAACUUCCCAGAAUUACCUCAGGAGGAGGAUUCUCUCAGCAAUAGGGUCAAGACGUAUGCCAACUUCCCAGAAUUACCUCAGGAGGAGGAUUCUCUCAGCAAUAGGCUCAAGACGUAUGCCACCUUUCCAGAAGCACAUCAGGAGGAGGCUUCUCUCAGCAAUAGGCUCAAGACGUAUGCCAACUUCACAGAAGCACCUCAGGAGGAGGCUUCUCUCAGCAAUAGGGUCAAGACGUAUGCCAACUUCCCAGAAUUACCUCAGGAGGAGGAUUCUCUCAGCAAUAGGCUCAAGACGUAUGCCAACUUCCCAGAAGCACCUCAGGAGGAGGCUUCUCUCAGCAAUAGGGUCAAGACGUAUGCCAACUUCCCAGAAUUACCUCAGGAGGAGGAUUCUCUCAGCAAUAGGCUCAAGACGUAUACCAACUUCCCAGAAGCACCUCAGGAGGAGGCUUCUCUCAGCAAUAGGCUCAAGACGUAUACCAACUUCCCAGAAGCACCUCAGGAGGAGGCUUCUCUCAGCAAUAGGGUCAAGACGUAUGCCAACUUCCCAGAAUUACCUCAGGAGGAGUAUUCUCUCAGCAUUAGGCUCAAGACGUAUGCCACCUUUCCAGAAGCACCGCAGGAGGAGGCUUCUCUCAGCAAUAGGCUCAAGACGUAUGCCACCUUUCCAGAAGCACCGCAGGAGGAGGCUUCUCUCAGCAAUAGGCUCAAGACGUAUGCCACCUUUCCAGAAGCACCGCAGGAGGAGGCUUCUCUCAGCAAUAGGCUCAAGACGUAUGCCACCUUUCCAGAAGCACCGCAGGAGGAGGCUUCUCUCAGCAAUAGGCUCAAGACGUAUGCCACCUUUCCAGAAGCACCGCAGGAGGAGGCUUCUCUCAGCAAUAGGCUCAAGACGUAUGCCACCUUUCCAGAAGCACCGCAGGAGGAGGCUUCUCUCAGCAAUAGGCUCAAGACGUAUGCCACCUUUCCAGAAGCACCGCAGGAGGAGGCUUCUCUCAGCAAUAGGCUCAAGACGUAUGCCACCUUUCCAGAAGCACCGCAGGAGGAGGCUUCUCUCAGCAAUAGGCUCAAGACGUAUGCCACCUUUCCAGAAGCACCGCAGGAGGAGGCUUCUCUCAGCAAUAGGCUCAAGACGUAUGCCACCUUUCCAGAAGCACCGCAGGAGGAGGCUUCUCUCAGCAAUAGGCUCAAGACGUAUGCCAACUUCCCAGAAGCACCUCAGGAGGAGGCUUCUCUCAGCAAUAGGGUCAAGACGUAUGCCAACUUCCCAGAAUUACCUCAGGAGGAGGAUUCUCUCAGCAAUAGGGUCAAGACGUAUGCCAACUUCCCAGAAUUACCUCAGGAGGAGGAUUCUCUCAGCAAUAGGCUCAAGACGUAUACCAACUUCCCAGAAGCACCUCAGGAGGAGGCUUCUCUCAGCAAUAGGGUCAAGACGUAUGCGAACUUCCCAGAAUUACCUCAGGAGGAGGAUUCUCUCAGCAAUAGGCUCAAGACGUAUGCCACCUUUCCAGAAGCACCGCAGGAGGAGGCUUCUCUCAGCAAUAGGCUCAAGACGUAUGCCACCUUUCCAGAAGCACCGCAGGAGGAGGCUUCUCUCAGCAAUAGGCUCAAGACGUAUGCCAACUUCCCAGAAGCACCUCAGGAGGAGGCUUCUCUCAGCAAUAGGGUCAAGACGUAUGCCAACUUCCCAGAAUUACCUCAGGAGGAGGAUUCUCUCAGCAAUAGGCUCAAGACGUAUACCAACUUCCCAGAAGCACCUCAGGAGGAGGCUUCUCUCAGCAAUAGGGUCAAGACGUAUGCCAACUUCCCAGAAUUACCUCAGGAGGAGGAUUCUCUCAGCAAUAGGCUCAAGACGUAUACCAACUUCCCAGAAGCACCUCAGGAGGAGGCUUCUCUCAGCAAUAGGGUCAAGACGUAUGCCAACUUCCCAGAAUUACCUCAGGAGGAGGAUUCUCUCAGCAAUAGGCUCAAGACGUAUACCAACUUCCCAGAAGCACCUCAGGAGGAGGCUUCUCUCAGCAAUAGGGUCAAGACGUAUGCCAACUUCCCAGAAUUACCUCAGGAGGAGGAUUCUCUCAGCAAUAGGCUCAAGACGUAUACCAACUUCCCAGAAGCACCUCAGGAGGAGGCUUCUCUCAGCAAUAGGGUCAAGACGUAUGCCAACUUCCCAGAAUUACCUCAGGAGGAGGAUUCUCUCAGCAAUAGGCUCAAGACGUAUGCCACCUUUCCAGAAGCACCGCAGGAGGAGGCUUCUCUCAGCAAUAGGCUCAAGACGUAUGCCACCUUUCCAGAAGCACCUCAGGAGGAGGCUUCUCUCAGCAAUAGGGUCAAGACGUAUGCCAACUUCCCAGAAUUACCUCAGGAGGAGGCUUCUCUCAGCAAUAGGCUCAAGACGUAUGCCACCUUUCCAGAAGCACCUCAGGAGGAGGCUUCUCUCAGCAAUAGGGUCAAGACGUAUGCCAACUUCCCAGAAUUACCUCAGGAGGAGGCUUCUCUCAGCAAUAGGCUCAAGACGUAUGCCAACUUCACAGAAGCACCUCAGGAGGAGGCUUCUCUCAGCAAUAGGCUCAAGACGUAUGCCAACUUCCCAGAAGCACCUCAGGAGGAGGCUUCUCUCAGCAAUAGGGUCAAGACGUAUGCCAACUUCCCAGAAUUACCUCAGGAGGAGGAUUCUCUCAGCAAUAGGCUCAAGACGUAUGCCAACUUCCCAGAAUUAACUCAGGAGGAGGAUUCUCUCAGCAAUAGGCUCAAGACGUAUGCCAACUUCCCAGAAGCACCUCAGGAGGAGGCUUCUCUCAGCAAUAGGGUGAAGACGUAUGCCAACUUCCCAGAAUUACCUCAGGAGGAGGAUUCUCUCAGCAAUAGGGUCAAGACGUAUGCCAACUUCCCAGAAUUACCUCAGGAGGAGGAUUCUCUCAGCAAUAGGCUCAAGACGUAUGCCAACUUCCCAGAAGCACCUCAGGAGGAGGCUUCUCUCAGCAAUAGGGUCAAGACGUAUGCCAACUUCCCAGAAUUACCUCAGGAGGAGGAUUCUCUCAGCAAUAGGCUCAAGACGUAUGCCAACUUCCCAGAAGCACCUCAGGAGGAGGCUUCUCUCAGCAAUAGGGUCAAGACGUAUGCCAACUUCCCAGAAUUACCUCAGGAGGAGGAUUCUCUCAGCAAUAGGCUCAAGACGUAUGCCAACUUCCCAGAAGCACCUCAGGAGGAGGCUUCUCUCAGCAAUAGGGUCAAGACGUAUGCCAACUUCCCAGAAUUACCUCAGGAGGAGGAUUCUCUCAGCAAUAGGCUCAAGACGUAUGCCAACUUCCCAGAAGCACCUCAGGAGGAGGCUUCUCUCAGCAAUAGGGUCAAGACGUAUGCCAACUUCCCAGAAUUACCUCAGGAGGAGGAUUCUCUCAGCAAUAGGCUCAAGACGUAUGCCAACUUCCCAGAAGCACCUCAGGAGGAGGCUUCUCUCAGCAAUAGGGUCAAGACGUAUGCCAACUUCCCAGAAUUACCUCAGGAGGAGGAUUCUCUCAGCAAUAGGCUCAAGACGUAUGCCAACUUCCCAGAAGCACCUCAGGAGGAGGCUUCUCUCAGCAAUAGGGUCAAGACGUAUGCCAACUUCCCAGAAUUACCUCAGGAGGAGGAUUCUCUCAGCAAUAGGCUCAAGACGUAUGCCAACUUCCCAGAAGCACCUCAGGAGGAGGCUUCUCUCAGCAAUAGGGUCAAGACGUAUGCCAACUUCCCAGAAUUACCUCAGGAGGAGGAUUCUCUCAGCAAUAGGCUCAAGACGUAUGCCAACUUCCCAGAAGCACCUCAGGAGGAGGCUUCUCUCAGCAAUAGGGUCAAGACGUAUGCCAACUUCCCAGAAUUACCUCAGGAGGAGGAUUCUCUCAGCAAUAGGCUCAAGACGUAUGCCAACUUCCCAGAAGCACCUCAGGAGGAGGCUUCUCUCAGCAAUAGGGUCAAGACGUAUGCCAACUUCCCAGAAUUACCUCAGGAGGAGGAUUCUCUCAGCAAUAGGCUCAAGACGUAUGCCAACUUCCCAGAAGCACCUCAGGAGGAGGCUUCUCUCAGCAAUAGGGUCAAGACGUAUGCCAACUUCCCAGAAUUACCUCAGGAGGAGGAUUCUCUCAGCAAUAGGCUCAAGACGUAUGCCAACUUCCCAGAAGCACCUCAGGAGGAGGCUUCUCUCAGCAAUAGGGUCAAGACGUAUGCCAACUUCCCAGAAUUACCUCAGGAGGAGGAUUCUCUCAGCAAUAGGCUCAAGACGUAUGCCAACUUCCCAGAAGCACCUCAGGAGGAGGCUUCUCUCAGCAAUAGGGUGAAGACGUAUGCCAACUUCCCAGAAUUACCUCAGGAGGAGGAUUCUCUCAGCAAUAGGCUCAAGACGUAUGCCAACUUCCCAGAAGCACCUCAGGAGGAGGCUUCUCUCAGCAAUAGGGUCAAGACGUAUGCCAACUUCCCAGAAUUACCUCAGGAGGAGGAUUCUCUCAGCAAUAGGGUCAAGACGUAUGCCAACUUCCCAGAAUUAACUCAGGAGGAGGAUUCUCUCAGCAAUAGGGUGAAGACGUAUGCCAACUUCCCAGAAUUACCUCAGGAGGAGGAUUCUCUCAGCAAUAGGCUCAAGACGUAUGCCAACUUCCCAGAAGCACCUCAGGAGGAGGCUUCUCUCAGCAAUAGGCUCAAGACGUAUGCCAACUUCCCAGAAGCACCUCAGGAGGAGGCUUCUCUCAGCAAUAGGGUCAAGACGUAUGCCAACUUCCCAGAAUUACCUCAGGAGGAGGAUUCUCUCAGCAAUAGGGUCAAGACGUAUGCCAACUUCCCAGAAUUAACUCAGGAGGAGGAUUCUCUCAGCAAUAGGCUCAAGACGUAUGCCAACUUCCCAGAGGCACCUCAGGAGGAGGCUUCUCUCAGCAAUAGGGUGAAGACGUAUGCCAACUUCCCAGAAUUACCUCAGGAGGAGGAUUCUCUCAGCAAUAGGCUCAAGACGUAUGCCAACUUCCCAGAAGCACCUCAGGAGGAGGCUUCUCUCAGCAAUAGGGUCAAGACGUAUGCCAACUUCCCAGAAUUACCUCAGGAGGAGGAUUCUCUCAGCAAUAGGGUCAAGACGUAUGCCAACUUCCCAGAAUUACCUCAGGAGGAGGAUUCUCUCAGCAAUAGGGUCAAGACGUAUGCCAACUUCCCAGAAUUACCUCAGGAGGAGGCUUCUCUCAGCAAUAGGCUCAAGACGUAUGCCAACUUCCCAGAAGCACCUCAGGAGGAGGCUUCUCUCAGCAAUAGGCUCAAGACGUAUGCCAACUUCCCAGAAGCACCUCAGGAGGAGGCUUCUCUCAGCAAUAGGGUGAAGACGUAUGCCAACUUCCCAGAAUUACCUCAGGAGGAGGAUUCUCUCAGCAAUAGGCUCAAGACGUAUGCCAACUUCCCAGAAGCACCUCAGGAGGAGGAUUCUCUCAGCAAUAGGCUCAAGACGUAUGCCAACUUCCCAGAAGCACCUCAGGAGGAGGCUUCUCUCAGCAAUAGGGUCAAGACGUAUGCCAACUUCCCAGAAUUACCUCAGGAGGAGGAUUCUCUCAGCAAUAGGCUCAAGACGUAUGCCAACUUCCCAGAGGCACCUCAGGAGGAGGCUUCUCUCAGCAAUAGGGUGAAGACGUAUGCCAACUUCCCAGAAUUACCUCAGGAGGAGGAUUCUCUCAGCAAUAGGCUCAAGACGUAUGCCAACUUCCCAGAAGCACCUCAGGAGGAGGCUUCUCUCAGCAAUAGGGUCAAGACGUAUGCCAACUUCCCAGAAUUACCUCAGGAGGAGGAUUCUCUCAGCAAUAGGGUCAAGACGUAUGCCAACUUCCCAGAAUUACCUCAGGAGGAGGAUUCUCUCAGCAAUAGGGUCAAGACGUAUGCCAACUUCCCAGAAUUACCUCAGGAGGAGGCUUCUCUCAGCAAUAGGCUCAAGACGUAUGCCAACUUCCCAGAAGCACCUCAGGAGGAGGCUUCUCUCAGCAAUAGGGUCAAGACGUAUGCCAACUUCCCAGAAUUACCUCAGGAGGAGGCUUCUCUCAGCAAUAGGCUCAAGACGUAUGCCAACUUCCCAGAAGCACCUCAGGAGGAGGCUUCUCUCAGCAAUAGGGUCAAGACGUAUGCCAACUUCCCAGAAUUACCUCAGGAGGAGGAUUCUCUCAGCAAUAG
Molecule: messenger RNA, 16682 nt
Organism: Rangifer tarandus platyrhynchus (Svalbard reindeer)
Lineage: Eukaryota; Metazoa; Chordata; Mammalia; Artiodactyla; Cervidae
Source: the annotation of a GenBank genome assembly